This is a messenger RNA of Durusdinium trenchii, 777 nucleotides long. The record is from the annotation of a GenBank genome assembly. NCBI's taxonomy places the organism in Eukaryota, Dinophyceae, Suessiales, Symbiodiniaceae.
AUGAAGCUGGAGAACGCGGUGAUCGCCGUGACGGGCGGCGCCAGCGGCCUGGGCGCCGCAGCGGCGGAGCUGUGCCGCGCGAAGGGCGCCAAGGUGGCGGUGUUGGACAUGAACAAGGAGAAGGGCGAGGCCUUUGCGCAAAGCCUGGGCGACAACGUUAUCUUCCUAGAGACCUGGACGAUGACGAAGGGAUACGAAGGAUUAAGUGAGAAGUUCGGCAAGCUUAGCGGUGUGGUGAGCUGCGCUGGAGGGCAGACCAUGGGCACUGGCCUCACGGUGGACAAGAAAGGCCACUUGACUCACUUCAUGCGCUUGAAGAAAACCGUGGAACUCAACAUCAUCGGCACCUUUCUCGUCGCCUCCCAAAGUGCCGCGCUGAUUGCGCAGAACGAACCCGAGGACGCGGAUGGCGAGCGGGGCUGCAUCGUCAACGUUGCCAGCGUGGCGGCAGAGGAUGGGCAGAACGGGCAGAUCGCCUAUGGGGCAGGAAAAGGUGGCAUUAAGGCCAUGACACUGCCAAUGGCCCGGGAUCUGGGCAAGAGAGGUAUCCGUGUGAACUGCAUCUUGCCCGGCGUCUUUGAUACGCCGAUGACCGCGCCGCUGAAGCAGUUCAGACCCGAGGUCUACAAGAACUUGGCGCAAUCGCCGAUCUUCCCCAACACCCGACUGGGUGCGCCCGAGGAGUUUGCGCAAAUGGCCGUGGCCAUUCUGGAGAACAAGUACGUGAACGGUGAGAGCAUCCGCGUGGAUGGCGGCAUCCGCAUGGGCAAGCUUUGA